Ornithodoros turicata is the source of this 1669-nucleotide messenger RNA. Its product is annotated as glycogen synthase kinase-3 beta-like. Gene Ontology annotation, biological process: protein phosphorylation. Gene Ontology annotation, molecular function: protein kinase activity; ATP binding. The record is from RefSeq and is a predicted model, not a curated record. NCBI's taxonomy places the organism in Eukaryota, Metazoa, Arthropoda, Arachnida, Ixodida, Argasidae. The transcript has 4 exons. The coding region runs from base 214 to 1398 and encodes 394 amino acids.
GCACGCGGCGGGCAGCAGCAGCGGCGGAGGCUGCACGCAGCCGCAUAGAAGGCCGCAGGACAAACAGCUUAACUCCAAGCAAUCCUGUAGCAAUAGCAUGAAGUCCGGGCAGGCGCCCCGCCCCGUUUUCUGCAGGACGCCUGCCGAUCGCCGUCGCAACUAAGAGUCCAUCCAGUUCUUCUCCAGGCCUUCAAGACGGAGACAUUCGCAGGUAUGGCGCGAAAGCUGACGGCCUUCUCCACGGCCGGAAGCACCGCCAUGGGCAGUGGUUACUACCACCUGCCCAUCUCCGACAUCGUCAUCACGAAAAGGGACGGCCAGAAGGUAAAAACUGUCCAAGUGGUGAAAUCGGAAGGACCGGACGACGAACUGCAAGAAAUGUCCUACGUCAGCACCAAAGUGAUUGGCAAAGGAACUUUCGGAGUCGUGCAGCAAAUCAAGGUUGUGGACACCGGAGAAACGUUUGCCGUCAAGUGGGUCCGACAGGACCGAAAGUUUAAAAACCGAGAACUGCAGAUCAUGCGCUCUCUGUCGCACAACAACAUCACUCGCCUUCGCUACUUCUUCUGCACACUCGACAAGAACAAAGACACCGUGUACCUCAACCUGAUCAUGGAGUACAUUCCAGAGACAGUGCACCGUGUCAUCAUGCACUACGCGAGGAACAAACACACGUUCCCGCUGUUCUUUAUCAAGCUGUACAUGUACCAGGUGCUGCGAGGACUGGCUUACAUCCACAUGCUGGGUAUCUGUCACCGAGACAUCAAGCCACAGAAUCUUCUUUGUGAUCCUGACAAGUGCGUGGUCAAGGUCUGCGACUUUGGUUCAGCGAAAGUAUUGGUAAAAGACGAACCAAACGUUGCGUACAUCUGUUCCCGGUACUACCGAGCACCAGAACUCAUCCUGGGGGCAACAGAGUACACCUGCAUGGUUGACGUCUGGUCGGCCGGGUGCGUUCUUGCAGAGUUCUUCAUAGCGCGACCGGUGUUUCCUGGAGAUUCGAACCUGGACCAGUUCUCGGAGAUCAUGCGCAUACUGGGUACACCGACUGAAGAGCAAGUCCUGCAGAUGAACCCAAAUUGGACGGAGUGUCGGUUUCCCAAGAAGAAGUCCGUUCCUUGGGAAAAAGUCUUGGAGAACAAGGGAACUCCAAAGGCUAUCGACCUGCUGUCUCAGCUUCUGGAUUACGUUCCCAGCAAGAGGACCACUUGCUUUGACGGCCUCGCCCAUGCCUUCUUCGACGACCUGCGUGCACACGGCACCACUUUACCAGACGGCGCGCAGCUGCCUCCGCUCUUUAAUUUCUCCAACGAUGAGCUGCAAGUCAACCCUGCCAUCAACCACCUGUUACGACCCAAUCCUACUGGUCGAAAACAGUCAGUCAGCAGGGGCAAAUAACCACGACAGUCUCUCCAGCCUCUCAUCAUGACACUGCGUUGGAAGUGUGAUUAAGCGGAAUGCUUCUGGUGAUGUGUCGUGGGAGCGGAAGAAUAACCCAUGGUUGAAGACGUGGUGUAGAUCUUUCAAGUAAACGCGGGUAAAGAGACAGAGCCCGGAUGGAAAGGCAGUUUUUAGUGAGCGACUGGACUCAGAAGAAAAAAAAAAGAUAAGAUAAAUGUUGGAUAAAAGUUUUCCUGAUCGAAUUAGAUACAAUAGGUGAGAUGGAAUA